Morus notabilis is the source of this 1097-nucleotide messenger RNA. RefSeq names its product aquaporin TIP2-1. NCBI's taxonomy places the organism in Eukaryota, Viridiplantae, Streptophyta, Magnoliopsida, Rosales, Moraceae. Bases 103 to 849 code for a protein of 248 amino acids. Gene Ontology annotation, cellular component: membrane. The transcript has 3 exons. The record is from RefSeq and is a predicted model, not a curated record. Gene Ontology annotation, biological process: water transport; transmembrane transport. Gene Ontology annotation, molecular function: water channel activity.
AAAAGGUCUUUUGUGAUAACUGAAGCCCUGAUUUUUUUUCCCUAUCCUUAUCUUCACUCCAAGAGUUCCCCAAGCUCUUCAUUUCUAAUUUAAUUUCCAAAGAUGGCCAGAAUUGCAUUUGGACGGUUUGAUGAUUCCUUCAGCUUGGCCUCUUUUAAGGCCUAUGUUGCUGAGUUCAUCUCCACCUUGAUCUUUGUUUUUGCAGGCGUUGGUUCAGCCAUAGCUUACAACAAGGUGACAUCUGACGCGGCUCUUGAUCCUUCGGGGCUAGUAGCCAUAGCCAUUUGCCAUGGUUUUGCUCUCUUUGUCGCGGUCUCCGUCGGCGCCAACAUCUCCGGUGGCCACGUCAACCCCGCCGUCACCUUCGGAUUGGCUCUUGGAGGUCAAAUCACCAUUCUCACUGGCUUAUUCUACUGGAUCGCCCAGCUUCUUGGCGCCAUUGUAGCAAGCUUCCUCCUUAAAGUUGUGACUGGAGGCUUGGCCGUUCCAACCCACAGCGUCGCCGCCGGAGUUGGUGCCAUUGAAGGAGUUGUGUUUGAAAUCGUUAUCACCUUCGGUUUGGUCUACACCGUCUUCGCCACCGCCGCCGACCCGAAGAAGGGAUCGCUCGGCACGAUCGCCCCCAUCGCCAUCGGCUUCAUCGUCGGGGCAAACAUCCUUGCCGCCGGCCCAUUCUCCGGCGGAUCAAUGAACCCGGCUCGCUCCUUCGGGCCCGCCGUUGCCAGCGGAAACUUCACCGACAUCUGGAUCUACUGGGUUGGGCCUCUCAUCGGCGGUGGCAUUGCUGGGCUCGUCUACAGCAUUGUCUUCAUCCACUCUGAUCACGCACCCUUGUCCAGCGACUACUGAUAAUUAUGAUUUGUUUAAUUUUCUUGAUUUGAUUUGUAAUCUUUUGUGAUUUUGGACGUACGUGAUCCCUUGUAAUAAAAAGACGGAAGGUCAAUUUUUUUUGCUCUUCCUUCUUUUGAUGCUUUUUUUUUUCUUUCUUUUGUGUGGAUCCUCUUCGGAUUCUCUUUUGAUUUGUUUUGUUGUUGUAAAGUCGUAGCUGUUGUCAACUUUUGCUUUUUAUGGACAUUAUGCAUGAAAUGAAUUGGUGA